Cotesia glomerata is the source of this 1473-nucleotide messenger RNA. RefSeq names its product ATP synthase subunit gamma, mitochondrial (gene ATPsyngamma). The transcript is spliced from 3 exons. Bases 127 to 1020 code for a protein of 297 amino acids. Gene Ontology annotation, biological process: proton motive force-driven ATP synthesis. Gene Ontology annotation, molecular function: proton-transporting ATP synthase activity, rotational mechanism. NCBI's taxonomy places the organism in Eukaryota, Metazoa, Arthropoda, Insecta, Hymenoptera, Braconidae. The record is from RefSeq and is a predicted model, not a curated record.
UAACGUUCUUUCCUGUUACUUUUUAUCCCCCCGUUAUACUGUCGAGAAGAGAGUUAACCUUCUAAGCCCAGUGGCCGAAUUGACUUUCGCCUGUAAAAUUAUUUGUUAUCGGUUAAUUUGUCCACCAUGCUUCGUCAGGCGAGCAAUUUGGUCUCGUUGACUGCGCCAGCAGUUCAACAACAGCAUCAACGUGGUAUGGCAACUUUGAAAGCUAUUUCCAUUCGUCUUAAGUCGGUAAAAAACAUCCAGAAAAUUACUCAGUCCAUGAAGAUGGUGUCAGCAGCUAAAUACAAUCAUGCUGAACGUGAUUUGAAACAAGCAAGACCUCUAGGUCAAGGAACUAAAAUCUUCUAUGAGCAAGCUGAAAUUCAAGCACCUGAAUCAGAACCUAAACAAUUGGUAAUUGCUGUCACAAGUGAUCGAGGUUUGUGUGGUGCUGUACACAGCGGUGUGUCACGUAAUAUUCGUGAUAAAUUAUUAGCUGAUUCAAAUCUUCGUGAGAAUACUAAAAUAAUAUGCAUUGGUGACAAAUCACGAGCAAUUUUGUCACGGCUAUUUGCUAAAAAUAUUCUCUUUGUCGCAAGUGAAGUUGGCCGUAAGCCUCCAACUUUUACUGAUGCUUCCAAAGUAGCAAAUAUGGUCAUGAAUUCCGGGUACACCUUUGGAUCUGGACGCAUAGUUUACAACAGAUUUAGGUCAGUAGUUUCGUACGUUGUCGAUCAAUUACCCCUGUUCGACAAAUCUGCUGUAACGAGUGCUCCAAAAUUAUGUGUCUACGAUUCUCUCGAUGAGGAUGUAAUCCAAAGCUAUUUGGAAUUUUCUCUUGCCUCAUUGUUAUUCUACGCGAUGAAAGAAGGUGCAUGCAGCGAACAAUCCAGCAGAAUGACUGCUAUGGAUAACGCCAGUAAGAAUGCUGGUGAAAUGAUUGAUAAACUUACUUUAACAUUCAAUCGUACUCGCCAAGCUGUUAUUACUAGAGAACUUAUUGAAAUUAUUUCUGGAGCUGCCGCUUUGGAUUAAAUAUCUCUUCAUUUGGAAAUACAAUUGUAUAGUCAGCGAAGUUGGCAAGUGAUUAUUAUUCACUAUUAAUAAUCUUAAAUAUUAUAAAAUUAAAACACAAAAUUAAAAAAAAACCAUUCGUCAUUUUGUUUUUGUUUAAUCCUUUGAUUUUUUAUUUGUUUUUAUAAAACGUUUUGUUAACUUCGCUUUAUAUACAACAUAUAGAUUAUUAUAGGAUUUAAUAACCUAUCAGAUAAUAGUAAUGUAAGUGUCAAUGACUUACCAAGUUUGAGAAUACUUAAGGUAAAAGCCCCAAUAUAUCUAUAUUCACAAAUAUAGAUAUACAAAUACAUGGAGUGAUCAUAUACUGGUACAUGAUCAUCUAUUAGGGCUUUUUACCUUACUCCUAUUACAUGAAAAAACUGUCGGUUGUUGAAUGUAAUAUAAUAAAAAAAACCGAUACAAAACAAAAAA